AUGCUUAUUUCCAAGGAGAACCGAAGGGCCAUCUAUGAGUCCCUCUUCAAGGAGGGCGUCAUGGUCGCCGAAAAGGACUUUAACGCUCCUUCCCACCCCGACCUUCCCCAGGUCCGAAACUUGGAGGUCAUCAAGGCCAUGCAGUCCUUGACUUCCAAGGGAUACGUCAAGACCCAGUUCUCGUGGCAGUGGUACUACUACACCCUCACCCCCGAGGGUUUGGACUACCUCCGAGAGGUUGGGGUGGGGUCGGAGCUGAUCACCGAUUAUUCUGCUUUUGCCUUCCUCUUAACCUUCGUCCACCCCGUUCUUUUCGUACUUGUCCCUACGCGCGACCUCCAGUUCCUCCACCUCCCCAGCGAGAUCGUCCCCCAGACCCACAAGAAGCCCGUCCGAGCCCAGCCUCCUGCCAGGCAAGGAGGUGCCGGUCGAGACGGCGCCUACAGGGCUCCUCGAGGUGGGGACCGAGAGGGAUACAGGAGGAGGGAGGAUGGGGAUGCUAAGGAGGGAUCUGGCGAGUUCAAGCCCAGGUUCGCUGGCGGAAUCGGCCGUGGUGCCCCCUUGUCCUAA
Molecule: messenger RNA, 570 nt
Organism: Filobasidium floriforme
Lineage: Eukaryota; Fungi; Basidiomycota; Tremellomycetes; Filobasidiales; Filobasidiaceae
Product: 40s ribosomal protein s10
Exons: 4
Coding region: 1-570 (189 amino acids)
Cellular component (GO): cytosolic small ribosomal subunit
Molecular function (GO): structural constituent of ribosome; RNA binding
Source: RefSeq, a predicted model, not a curated record